Molecule: messenger RNA, 687 nt
Organism: Babesia ovata
Lineage: Eukaryota; Apicomplexa; Aconoidasida; Piroplasmida; Babesiidae
Product: small nuclear ribonucleoprotein, putative
Exons: 2
Coding region: 1-687 (228 amino acids)
Source: RefSeq, a predicted model, not a curated record
AUGGAGGCAAACAGGAAAAAUCACUCACAAGCACAAGGCUCGCGUGACGCGUCGCAGAAGAACGACGCCUCACCCUCGACUCCUACUACGGGAGCAAACAAUACGGGUACCAGGCGAUCAGGCUCCGGUUCGCAUAACCACAAGAACGAGGCCGUCGAGGCGCUCAGAGGGCCGGAUGCCUACAAAUAUAUCGGAGUCCAGGUGCACAUCGAGCUUACUACCGGUGAGCACAUCAAGGGGGAGCUUUACUGCGCUGAUCUCCAGCGCAGUCCUACAAUUAUCAUAAGUGAGUUUAGGCCGUACGGUUGUGACGCGGCUGCAGAGGGGAAUAACGAGCGAAACGGCCACCCAUUGUACAUCGUGCACGCGCAGUCCAUCGCACGGUUCGAGGCGCUGGGCCCGCUCAACUCAAGCAUCGACGACAUUCCGCGCAUAUCACCUGAACAGCUGGCCGAAGCCAAAGCUACAAUCGCGCGGUUCGACGAGGAGGUCACACCCAAAAAGGGGCAGCACGAAGGACAACAGAGAAGCAACUACAACAAGAAGUGGUACCCGCGAUCAUCUGGGCAAAACUCAGGCCAGGGGUCGAACGCAGACAACAACAACAAUCAGGGCCAAGGUAACCGCGCGAACGCUGGGUACGCAGCCUCCGGCAAUUCGGAAGGCGGCCGCAGAUCUGCUAGUUGA